CUAUUGAUUGUGUUGUGAUUGUUUGUGCUUUUAGAAUUUACGAUUAAAAUUAACAAAAGGCUUUUGUUAAAAAAGUGUUUUAAAAAGACAUUGCAUUUAAAAUGUAUUGCGCUAUAGAAAGACGCCUUAAUAAUUAUAAGUCUUAGAUUCAUGCGAUUUGGAAAUGUAUUCGUGUUUAAUUUCAAUAUCAUAUUGUAUAUGUCAGAGGAAAUUCAUGACAGGAUGAGUCCAUGUAUUUAUGACAGUUUGAAUUAAUACCAAAAUGAUGAUUCGAAGUAAUAUAUUAGAAAUAAUUUGAUUUCAGAGAAGAUAAAAAAUAUUAAAAAUUAUAGGGAAUUCAUACAAGAUUUGUGAAAGUUUUGAAGAAAUUUCAAUAUUUAAACUGAAAAAAAGAAAAUUUGAAAUGAAACACAAACGAAUGGAUUAUAUUCAAAAUAAUGGUGUUAUUCACUUUUGGAAGUAGCUCGUCCAUUGAUAAAGAUAGACGAGUGACUGUUUUAAAAAAACAAUUUUAAGGAUAUAUUAAAAAAAACACACGACAGAUGUGCUUAAACUAUUUUUUAAAUAAAAUAUACGAAUUUAUUUACAAUUUUUUAUGAAAUUGAAAGUUGAAUAAAGUUAUUUUAAUAGUCUGUAAUCCAAUCAUACGUUUUACACAUUAUAAUAAGUAAACAUAUCAUUCAUAUUUCUGUCUUAAUUUGGGACUUGAAUACCAUUUAAAAUAUCACGACUGUUAGAUAAACGAUAUGACUUCAAAUGCUUGUGAAUUUGUAAGCCACUUGUAUAUUGUCAAUACCAAAUGCAAUAAAUCAAAUAUCAAUCAUUGAACCGAUGAACAGGGUAGCAGUCUACCGAUAAGGGGGAAGUAAAAAUAUGAAAUCUUUUUUGUCUACAAAAGUGUUAGUAUUUAAACAAAACAUUGAUAGAUUUAUAAGGAUUUUGGCUAUCUAAAUAAGAAAUGAUGAAAAGAAAAACAAAUAUGUCGGAAUGGUUAUAAAACGUUUUCGUUCCGGAUUUUUUUAAACGAUUAUCUGACAGUGCAAUAAUUAAUGACACAUUUCAAGUUUGUAGUCUGUCAUAUUCUCAACAUUUCACUCUACGUAAUGUAGAGAAGUGAUUUAAAUUUUAGCACAAAGCAUGCUAUUAAACACACACAGUUCCCACGUUGAAAAUGAAACCGAAGUAAGAAAUGUUUUGUUGUGGAGGUAAAUCAUUGAUUAGUGUUAUUCCGCGCGCUGGGAACACCAAUGAAAGCCGAGUAUUAAACGAGCGUAGUCCGUUGUCAAUGGAUACCAACGAGACAAGGUCAAGGUCGAAUGUGACAGAGCUAGGAAACCGUACAAUGCAUGACAAACAGGAUAAUGUGGAGACAAUUGAAGUCAAUGUAUUGAGUACGGAUAACUCAGAGUCAUCACUGACAAAGAGUGAUACAACUAUGUCUAAUUCAGAUAAGACUAUUAGUGACCUUGAAAAGAGUGAAGGUGAAAUCAUUGAAGCGGAAACGCCGAAAGAACCGGUAGAGUCAAGGUCAAAAGUGUCAGAGGAAAAAUGUGAAAAGGAUAACGCUGUGGAAAAUGUUGCGAAAGUUAUUACUAACUAUUCUGCAAAGGAAAAGAAUAUGGCUACGUCCCCUGGGCGCUUGCUGGCAACCUACCCGCUCGUGCCGUCGUUCACGUACAGCGAGAAGCUUGAUUGCUACGUGGACAACAUUGACCUCCUUGACCCGGAUAUUCCCGGGCCACACCCACCCACAACCCGGAAAACCGAGGUGUUCCGACUAGAAGACUACUCAGAUGUUGAUGAACGCGCUGUUUCAGCCCCAGCCCGCCUACUUAAAGGGACCUUAAAGGAACUGGUGGCUUAUCUGACGAAGGAUUACCAUGACGACAUGUCGCGAUUGCGCGUUAUCUACCGCUGGAUCACGUGUCAACCGCUUGAAAUGAUCACCAUGCGGAAAGAGCCUCCACAGUCACAUGCAAUCUUUCAGCUGUGGCGAAUUAGAAAUAAGAAGGGUAACUACGCUCAGCUUGUCAGUCUUCUGUGUCGGUAUGCCAAUAUCCCCUGCGUCAUAAUCCACGGCGUCUUAAAAGGUUCAACGUACGAGGUCGGUGACGUCAUCGAUGAGGACCGCCAUUACGGCGAGUGGAACGCCGUCCUCGUUAACGGAUCAUGGCGCUUCAUCAACGCGUACUGGGGCACGUGCGCAGAGGGCGCCUCCAGCGGAAAUGACGUCAUCGAUGAUUUCUCGGAUGAGUCACCGAACAAACUUUAUUACGCUUGUGACGAGAACUACUUUUUAACCGACCCUGACCACGUUGUGGCCACGCAUUUACCGAAAAAGCCAAAAUGGCAACUGAAGAAAAAUCCUCUAAGUUUGGAGGAAUUCCAGAAAAUGACAUUUGUGAAGGAUCGAUAUUUUAACCUGAAACUCAAGACACUUACUCAUCCUCAUUGUGUUGUAGAGAGUAAUACAGGGGAAGUGGAAAUUAAGUUUUUGAUUCCGCCGAAAAAGUCGCUGGACAUUGACUUUCAGCACUUGUUGUUCAAAGUUACGGACGAAUUGGAUAAAAGAAUUGACCGGCUAGCGUUCAUACACCGGACGAACAGCAACGAUCACCUGACUAUCCGGGUGCGUUCACCGUCGGCUGGAACGUACAGAUUUGAGCUCGUCGGGAAGGACACGUCAGUGACGUCGGAGAGCUACGACUAUGAUUGGAUCGCUAUCUACAAGAUUGUCUUUCAUGAAGGGCAGUAUGGAUGCCCCCUCUUCCCCCCAACGCCGUCUACAGGAUGGGGCCCGGGGCGUGUCGCGGAAGCCACAGGCCUUGUUCCGCUCAGUCAUUUCACGGGAGAGGUUGAGAUGGACGACCAUGGCAAAGUAGAGAUUAGAUUUGGAGCGGCCCAUAAAGACCGCAUUGGUGAAAUGCUCUAUAUCGCAAAGGUGUAUACAGGCGGUGAAAAAAUGGACGAACUUCCGGACUGCGCCGUUCACCGCGUAGAAGAUGGUGACGUCAUCGUCAACGUCAUGACACCGAAGAAGGGUGAAUUCGUUCUAAGACUGUUCGCUAAGGACAUCAAUACGGAAAAAGUGAGCGAGUUCUGUAACUACCUCCUGAUUUCAAACCAAAUGGAAUCAAACGGACACUUCCCAAAAGGCUUUCAGACGAAACUCGGUCCCAAAGCGGCAUUUAUGACGUCAGGUCUGACACCGACGACGCCGUCGGGUCUUAUCCGUUCGGAGCAUGCGGAAGUUUACCUAGGGUUCACGCGCACAGAGGAUAUUGAAUUGUCGGUGAACUUUUCGGGGGAGAACGUAAAGCCGGCGGAAGCACCUAGGUUGCUGUCACAAACUGAGAGCGGAAAAAACGUCACCUACACCGUCAGACUUCCGGAGAUCGGGCUAUACGGGGUUAAGAUCCGGGGCACGAGACAAGAUGGCGCAGUGCACGAGCCAAUAUAUGAUUACGUCAUAGAUUAUCGGAAGGCCAAGAAGAGGACGAAGAACACUCAGAGUAUUAAAGAGGAAGCCGAGACCUAUACCCAUGACACCUAUGCCGAUAUUCUUCGACGGCGCUUGCGCAUGUCGAUUGAGGAAUCCAACCCAAUCGAAUUGAAGAAUGUGAUAAGUGAAAUGAGAGGUCUAAAAAUAGCCUCGAUGGAACAGGAUAUCAUGCAUGGCGAGGAAGAGUGCAUAUUCAUUAACAUAAAGCGAGAUCUGCUGAUUGCGAUUCGGGACAAGGACUCUAAGAAACUAAAAUCUGCCGUGAAGAAGGUCAAGGCCGCCAAACUGGAAGAAAGAUUGCAGUACGAGGUUAACCUAGCAAAGAGCUUAAUAGAAAGAUUAAAGAAACUCCAAAAAUUGCUACACGCGAUCCUAGCCCUGGAUCAAUCCACGAUUAUGGAGAUCCGUGGCUAUUCCAGUCCACCCCCUAUAGUCCACACUGUGAUGAUGGCCACACUUCUUUUGCUCGGCCAUUGGCAUGAGGACACAAAGGCCUGGAAAAACAUUCAAACUCUCCUUCUGAAGACCGGGAAAGAGUCAAUUAAGCGUCAUAUCCAGGACUUCCGGUUGGAGUGCUGCCCUCUAGAGGCUGCGAUGGGAGCGAAGGACUACCUGCGGGACUACAGUAUUGAUCAGGUCCGCCUCGUGAGCGCCGGAUGUGCGACAUUCUAUGUCUGGGUUAAGGGUGUGAUCGAGGAACUAGAGAAAAGAGCGGGAGAGGAGAUGAGCCAAAUCCGGCCAAAGACCGGAAAGGGCCGCCGGCGUCGGGAGCUCACCUUCCUCAACGACCUCAAUGGCUCUCGAGACGCCUAGGAUGUUUUACAAAUGGAUGGCACGAGAAAAUACAACAGUAUAUCGAGUUCGCGAGUUGUACAAAUCUAUUUUUAUUUGUAGAAAUACAAAUUCUAAACGCCAGCAAAUUGAUCUUAUUUGUUUUGCAGUGAAUGUGUUACGAUGACCUGAAGCGACCUGUUUUGGGUUGAGUGUUAUUGAACAUUUUAUGUACUUAUUGUGUGUAUAAUUGUUACUUUUACAAAACUAUAAUCAUUAUUUUUAUAGAGGCAUUGUUUAACUGUUUAUGUUGUGACGUCAACCUAGGGAUAUUUAUUCUUAAGUAUUAAUAUUGAUCAGAUGCUUUUGUUAACUUGUGAUGUAUUAUGUAUCUAUUCUAAUAAAUAAACA
Messenger RNA from Mya arenaria, 4684 nucleotides. Its product is annotated as lim and transglutaminase domain protein ltd-1-like. Bases 1190 to 4315 code for a protein of 1041 amino acids. The transcript has 16 exons. Lineage: Eukaryota; Metazoa; Mollusca; Bivalvia; Myida; Myidae. The record is from RefSeq and is a predicted model, not a curated record.